UUGAGAUUUGUAAAAGUUGGGUGUAACUUGUCGGUUGUGUCAUGUUGUAGCCAUGGUGUUGUUAAAUAUUUAUUUAUUUUUGUUUAUUUAUCCCAACUUAAUUUCUGCAGAUUACUACAAUGAAUAUGAAUGUAAUACACCCCUAUUGCAUAGAGCAGCACUUAGUGCAACAUCUUCUAUGAAUGAACGAGGACCUGAGAAUGCCGUUCUUUAUGGUGGCAACGCCUGGAGUGCCCAGGAGAGCGACUUUGACCAAAAUCUCAUUAUUGACUUGGGUCAAGUAAUGAAUGUCACCAGAAUCUGGACGCAGGGUAGGCCGCAUAGCAAAGAGUAUGUCAUGGAGUACCGCAUUAGCUAUGGCACCAAUGGCUUAGAUUAUGCGGACUACAAAGAAUCUGGUGGUGACAUCAUGAUGUUCCCCGGCAAUGUAGAUGGCGACAAAAUCCACAAAAACGAAUUCGAGGUACCCAUCAUCGCUCAGUGGAUACGGAUAAAUCCUACGAGAUGGCGAGACCGCAUUUCUUUAAGAGUAGAGCUGUUUGGUUGUGAAUACGAAGCCGACAAUGUGUACUUCAACGGUACCGCCCUCCUGAAAUGGGACUUAAUGAGGGAACCCAUCUCGGCGUUAAGAGAGAGCAUCAGAUUCAGAUUCAAGACCACUUCACCAAACGGAGUGGUCUUGUAUAGUAGAGGCACCCAAGGGGAUUACAUCGCUUUGCAGCUUCGAGAUAACAGAAUGCUGUUGAACAUAGAUUUAGGUACUGAUACUGUGACGAGCUUGUGCGUCGGCAGCUUGCUGGACGAUAACAUAUGGCACGACGUUGUUAUUUCUCGUAACAUGAGAGACAUAUUAUUCUCCGUGGAUCGAGUGGUGGUAAUGGAUAAAAUCAAAGGCGAAUUUCAGAGGUUGAAUCUGAACAGAGACUUUUACGUUGGUGGUGUUCCGAAUAUUCAAGAGGGACUGGUAGUGCUUCAGAACUACACGGGCUGCAUUGAAAAUUUAUAUUUGAACUCGACCAACCUCAUCCAUGAUGUGAAAGAGGCCUUCCAGUACAGAGAAGCUUUGAGGUUUGAAAAAAUAAACACGGGCUGGAGUUGUCCGGAGCCGCCGAUCGUACCAAUUACUUUCAAAACCCAGAAGUCGUUCGCGAGAUUGAAGGGUUACGAAGGGAUGAGCUCGCUGAAUGCCUCAUUUGCGUUCAGGACGUACGAAGACAACGGGAUUCUGCUGUACCAUGCCUUUUCAUCCAGCGGAUAUGUAGCUAUCUUCCUGGAACAAGGAAAGUUGAAAGUAGAACUGGUCACAGCCAACAACCCCAAAGUCAUAUUCGACAAUUACGAGAGCAAGUUUAACGAUGGAAGAUGGCACAGCGUCGUUUUAUCGAUUGCAACCAACAAAGUGAUCCUAUCCGUCGAUUACAGAUUAAUGCACACCACUAGACUGCUGAAAAUCACCACCGGGGGCACCUACCUCAUAGCAGGGGGCGUGAGCGCCGCCUUAGGUUAUUCCAGUAUCGUAUUUCCUGGCUUUGUCGGUUGCUUGAGGACUAUUCGCAUCGACGGCAACAACAAACUGCCCACCGACUGGACGAAAGAGGAAUACUGCUGUGGAGAUGACGUUGUUUUUGACGCUUGUCAAAUGAUAGAUCGUUGCAAUCCGAAUCCUUGUAAACACGGCGGAACGUGCAAACAAAAUUCUAUGGAGUUUAUGUGCGUUUGUAAAGAGACCGGUUACGGCGGUGCCGUUUGUCACACUUCCAUCAAUCCGUUGUCCUGCGUAGCUUAUAAAAACGUACAAGCGGUGGGGCAACGAGCCGAGAUCAAAAUCGACGUAGACGGUAGCGGGCCGUUGUCGCCUUUCCCGGUCACUUGCGAAUUCCAUUCCGACGGUAAAGUUUCCACAGUGCUCCACCACAAUAACGAAGCUACGACUUCGGUGGACGGCUUUCAAGAACCCGGCAGCUUCAUCCAGGACAUUCACUACGAGGCGAACGACGACCAAAUCACCGCUUUGAUCAACAGGUCGAGUACUUGUCGGCAACGCAUCGAGUAUGCUUGCAAAGGGGCGAGGCUGUUCAACUCGCCCUCUGAUGAGAACAAUUUCAGGCCGUUUUCGUGGUGGGUGUCGAGACACAACCAGAAGAUGGACUACUGGGGAGGUGGGCUUCCCGGCUCUAGGAAAUGCGAUUGCGGAGUGUUGGGUACUUGUAUCGAAAAGACGAAGUGGUGUAACUGUGACGCCGCCUUGGAUCUGUGGUUGAUAGAUGCAGGUGACAUAGUGGAAAAAGACGACCUUCCGGUCAAACAGCUGCACUUUGGUGACACCGGCAGUGCCUUAGACAACAAGGAAGGCCGUUACACCUUGGGGCCCCUGAUAUGCCAAGGUGACGAUUUAUUCAACAACGUCGUUACCUUCAGGGUGGCCGACGCCACCAUAAACUUGCCCACUUUCGACAUGGGCCAUAGUGGUGACAUCUAUUUCGAAUUCAGAACUGCUUCCGAGAACGCUGUGAUAUUCCACUCGAAGGGACCCACGGAUUACAUAAAAUUGAGCAUCGUCAGUGGCAAUCAGCUACAAUUCCAGUACCAGGCUGGUUCCGGGCCCAUGGCAGUCAUCCGGGAGACCUCUUACAAGUUGGCUGACGACAGGUGGCAUUCGGUGUCGGUGGAGAGAAAUCGAAAAGAGGCAAUGAUAAUCGUCGACGGGGCAUUAAAAGCGGAGGUUAGAGAGCCUCCGGGACCUGUGCGUGCGCUUCACCUCACAUCGGAAUUGGUCCUUGGAGCUUCGCUCGAUUAUAGAGAUGGAUUCACGGGUUGCAUCAGAGCGCUGUUAAUAAAUGGAGAACAUAUAGAUCUGCGGUCUUACGCUCGCAGAGGGUUGUACGGAGUGUCGGAAGGAUGUGUAGGAAAAUGCCAGAGUAGUCCGUGUUUGAACAACGGGACGUGUCACGAACGUUACGAUGGAUACUCCUGCGAUUGCCGGUGGACCGCGUUCAAAGGCCCCAUUUGCGCCGAUGAAAUUGGCGUUAGCAUGAAAUCUAGCUCCAUGGUCAAAUACCACUUCGAGGGUUCUUUCAGGUCAACCAUUGCAGAACAUAUAAGAGUUGGCUUUAUCACCCCCAAUCCGAAAGGUUUCCUCUUGGGUUUCUCUUCCAUGAUUUCGGGCGAAUUCAUGACCAUCAUGGUUUCUAAUUCCGGACAUCUGCGGGUUGUGUUCGACUUUGGUUUCGAGAGGCAGGAGGUGAUUUAUCCCGACAAACAUUUUGGUUUGGGUCAGUACCACGACGUGACACUGUCUCGGAAGAACUCCGGGUCCGUAUUAGUCAUACAGGUGGAUAAUUAUGAACCGAAGGAGUUCCAGUUUAAUAUCAAGGCGUCCGCGGACGCCCAAUUCAAUAACAUCCAGUAUAUGUAUAUCGGGAAGAACGAAUCAAUGACUGAAGGUUUCGUAGGUUGCAUAUCUCGUGUGGAAUUUGACGAUAUUUAUCCGCUAAAGUUGCUGUUCCAGCAAGAGGGACCCGGGAACGUGGAGUCUUUGGGAACUCCGUUGACCGAGGAUUAUUGUGGGGUGGAACCCUUUACUCACCCGCCUGAUAUCGUGGAAACCCGUCCACCGCUCCUAUUAGACGAAGAAAAAUUAAGAGAGGCUUACAAUCAGGUGGAUUCUGCAAUUCUAGGAAGUGUGCUGGCUUUAAUCUUUCUGGCCUUGGUGGUGCUGCUCAUCAUAAUAGGCAGGUACCUUCACAGACACAAAGGCGAGUACCUGACCCAAGAGGACGCAGGGGCCGAUACCGCCCUCGAUCCCGACACUGCCGUAGUACACGGUACGACGGGCCACCACGUCCAAAAGAAGAAGGAGUGGUUUAUUUAGUAGAGUACCGACGCUGUUGUUUGAAGGUUGAGGCCUAAUAGUACAAGUUCAGCUGUGUAUAUAUUUUUUCGGCAGAAGAAUCUCCGAGUUGUCACGGAUUCCCUAAGUCCACAACUGAAACUCAAAUUUAUAUUGUUCGACACGUACCAAGAUAUUUUUUAUAAGCCGGUAAGAUCUGAAACUAGUUUUAUCUCUAUGAAUUACAUGACUUAGGUAUAAUUUUUUUUUACAUAUUGUCUUCGUAGUACAGGGUGUUUGGUGAAGUUGUUUCUUGCGGGAAGGUGUUUACUUUAUUGAAUACCCUGUACUUUUUUUAAGUUAUCUGUAUUAGAUAAAUAAUAUAUUCGGGGGUUUUGGUUGGUAUUCCUUCAGUCAUACAUAAAAAUUAUUUUUGUUCUAAACUAACUUUUUCGAAUUAUAUUGUUGCUUUCCUUGAUACAAGUCUUGGAUAAUUUUGUAAAAAUUCAGCAUCAACAAUUAAUUAUUAACAUUUAAAUUGUGUAAAUGUUUUACAUGUAAUUAAGACUCCCUCUUUUACCUAAAGAUUCAGGGUAUACAAGGUAAUAAAUAGAUGUAAAAAAAUAAACCAAAGCUUUUUGUACCAUGAGUACCAAAAUGAUAUUGUGGGAAAUUGUUUAUUUACCUGUGAAUAAAUUUAAAAAUUAAUGAAAUAAACCGUUGCGCCAAAUGUAUCAUGUUUUUUGCAGUGAACUAGACAAGAUCCGUACGUUUUCCUGUUUUUCCACUUUGUAUUCAUAGAACUUUGCGAUUUUAAACUGUAUAUUUUCAAAUUCAUUCCACAAUUCCCCACACUUUAGUAUCCUAGCUGGAAUCUGUUCUAUUUGUCGAUAGUAAUCUCCCUAAUAAAAGAACCAAAACGCGUUAACUGUCCCUUGAUAGUUGCCCGUUUGCAUGUUAACUGUUAAUUCCGCCAUUGUAAAAAUAAUACCAGUUUUUCGUCCAAUUUCAACACUUGUUCCCUUUUUUGAGUCCGCCAAUGUCCUAAUCAGCUGAUGAAUGACCUACUUAGCUGUGACUUCUUGCUUCUCCCUGCAUAGGCCGAAUGACUGCUUCAAGCACGUGUUUCGUUUGUUUUCCUGGCCCGUGGAACCUCUCUCGUCGAAUCGCCGGCAUGCUGUUGCCUCAGCUAUUCGCUGCCUCCUACUUGUUGCUUAUCCUUUUGCUGGCUCUUACGUGUAGAAACUAGCACUCGUACCCCUUCUAGCAUAUACAAAUUUAUCCAUAUGUCCAAUCCGGUUCGAACUGAUCAACUUUGUAUUGUUAAUGAAACACCAUUUUUUAGUGGACUGUAUUUGUAUGUAUUCGAGUAUAACUUCUGUGAAAUAAGACCUAAAUUGUAUGUUUGUUGGACAAGCUUGGAGGAGCUUCAGUUCGUAGACAUUUUUAUGCAAUCAGACUCGUAACCGAACCAAUCUCAGUAUUUAUAUAUUUUUUUACGAAAAUAGUUGUGUCUAACCAAAAAUUUUACAUGUAAUACACAUCACUAUAAACGCGCUUCAAAAAGUUGUUAAUGUUUCAAAAAUUUAUCUGUUUUUCAUCUUCUGAACUUAUAACUUUUCGUUUAAAUUAAAAAUGAAAAGUCAUAAGUUUAGAAGAUGAAAACAGAUAGAUUUUUUGAGAUAUUAACAACUUAUUGAAGUGCGUGAUGUGUAUUCUGUAUUUGUCUGCAUUUUUCAGGGUGAGAUUUUUGAUUAGGCAAAACUAUUUUAUAUUACUUUUUUACAUUAAUUUUCGAGUUUUUUCGCAGGUGAAUAUGAACAUCUGAAAUUUUGUUUUGUUUAAUUUCUCUGCGUUAGCUCCCUCAGUUUUUUAAUUAGUUGAACAUGAAAGUUGUUAA
Anoplophora glabripennis (Asian longhorned beetle) is the source of this 5729-nucleotide messenger RNA. Its product is annotated as neurexin-4. The transcript has 12 exons. Lineage: Eukaryota; Metazoa; Arthropoda; Insecta; Coleoptera; Cerambycidae. The record is from RefSeq and is a predicted model, not a curated record. The coding region runs from base 53 to 3871 and encodes 1272 amino acids.